Zonotrichia albicollis (white-throated sparrow) is the source of this 5126-nucleotide messenger RNA. RefSeq names its product CLN8 transmembrane ER and ERGIC protein (gene CLN8). Gene Ontology annotation, cellular component: membrane; endoplasmic reticulum. The record is from RefSeq and is a predicted model, not a curated record. Gene Ontology annotation, biological process: phospholipid metabolic process; lipid homeostasis; nervous system development. Gene Ontology annotation, molecular function: ceramide binding. Lineage: Eukaryota; Metazoa; Chordata; Aves; Passeriformes; Passerellidae.
CGGGCCGGGAGUUCCUGGGGGAACGGGCAGGGCAGUCCCGGAGCUGGGAAGGGCCGUCCCGUCACUGCGGGCAGCGCUGUGGAAAGAGGCUUAAUGUUCAGAAACUGAUUGCAGAGUCUUGUUUUGAGCCAUGAUCAUUACAGCCCCUUUUUGGUAUGGAAGAGUUCAUGCUUACUGGUUUGCAUAAUAGCAGAGGCUAAAUAGGCAUGAAGGAGACUAUAGUGGGGAUGAGAAGUGUCCAAAGAGAAGAAAUGAAUCCUACAAAUGAUGAUCCAGUGUUUGGGACUAUUUUUGACUGGGACUAUCUCUUAUGGGAAAUUCGUUUGACAUUUUUAGUUGCUGGUUUUUUAAUCUAUUUGGGAGUAUUUCUUCUGUCUCACUGGUUGUCUUCCUGGAGAAGUACCACUUACUGUGCCUUGUCUGCAAAGGAGAAGGUGUUCUGGAAUAUGGCAGUCACACGUGGUGUCUUUGGACUUCAGAGUUGUGUUGCUGGGUUAUGGGCUUUGCUCAUAGAUCCCGUUUUUCAUGCUGACAAAGUCUAUUCUCAGCAAAAGUGGAGUUGGUUUAACUGUUUAAUAGCAGCUGGAUUUUUCUUGCUUGAAAAUGUAGCAGUUCAUGUGUCCAACAUUAUUUUUAGAACAUUUGAUGUUUUCUUAGUAGUUCACCAUUUGCUUGCUUUUGGUGGCUUGGCUGGUUUAGUAAUUAAUGUGAAAUCUGGACAUUAUCUGCCUUUGAUGGGAAUGUUACUGGAGAUGAGUACUCCCUCAACGUGCAUUUCCUGGAUGCUUCUGAAGGCUGGCCGUGCUAACACCUUUUUCUGGAAGGCAAACCAGUGGGUGAUGAUCCAUCUGUUUCACUGCCGCAUGAUUCUUACCUACCACAUGUGGUGGGUGUGCAUUUUCAACUGGAGUUCCAUUGUAGAAAACCUGGGACUUCUUCACUUUAUUGUUUUAUUCUCGGGAUUAUUUGCUGUUACACUAAUACUUAACCCAUACUGGACAUACAAAAAAACUCAGCAACUCCUCAGCCCAACUGACUGGAACUUUGAAAAUAAAGCAGUGGAAAAUGGAAAAUUGAAUGGUGAAACACAUGAAAAGAAGAGGAUGUAGCACUCAAACAAAGUUUCCCAGCAGGGUAACAGAAGAAUGCAAUGCAAAGCCAUUCUUUGCACGUGAAGUAGAUUUUGCAAGAAGCUCAUUGAUGCAGUGACUCGUUGCUGGUAGCACUCUGAGUGCAUCACAAGUGUUGAAAAGCAUUAUUUGUAUUUAUUAUGUGUAUACAUAUAAGAACUUCAACCCUCAUUAUGGAUUACACCAACAAUUUGUCAGGUUGGACAGUAUUUCAUAAUUUAGCAAUGAUGUGCUCCCUAGUGGCAUGGUUUUUUCCCUAAUGCUUCAAAGUGGCUUUACAGUAAGUCAUUUAUUAAGCUCAGCUUGAAUCAAGUUUAGCUUGAAUCCUAUUUAACAUAUGGUAGAGAUACUGAAAAUUAUGUUAAAUUGUGUAUUAAGAUCAAUUAUGAUCCAAGUUAGGUAUGCAUAGGUACCUAAUUCCUGUGUGCCAGUGAAUCAUUCCAAGUGGCAGAACUGGUCAGUGGUAGAAUGCAUUUGUGGCCCAGGUUUGGGUUUUUUUGUUGGUUGGUUUCUAGGUUUGGGAUUUUUUGGGUAUUGUUUUUUGUUCUUUUUUUCUAUUAAGCACACUUAAGAAACAAGGAAAAUAAUUGAGUGUUUGCUGUCAAAGUUGUUGUUUUCAGGUUGCCCUCAGUAUGGGAGGAGUUUAUAUCCACCAAAACCAUCCAUGUAGAGAUCCACGCAUUUGCCAUUUGUGUGGUUUGGUGGGUAAUCAUAGUGGCCCCUUCUGGACCUUAAAUCAAUGUAAUACAAGUGCUAACACCAGAAGGUGACUCUGUGUCAUCCUUGAAAAAAAAUGUUCUUGAUUAGUAAAAUUGUUUUGUUUGUAUGUCCCGUGUGAGGGGUCAUGCAGUUAGUUCCACUAGUGCUUCUGUUAUGGUUCCUCUCAUUUUUGGGAAUGCACUUAGUUUUAGAUGGUUUCAGAAUCUGAGGUGAUUCCUUGAUGGAGGAAGGCCUGUAUCACCCCCUGUAGGAGUUUGGUUGUUUUAAUAUUUUUAUUUAACUUUAAAGAACAUACCAAGCAACACUAACAAUCCUUUGCACUUUAUCUGCCACAUCACAAAAAUCUUUCCUUUACCUGAGAAACUGGGUUGCUCUUUAGAUAGGGACUAAUGGUGACUGAUGUUCUCCUGCUCGAGAUACUGGUUUGAUGGUUCCUGGAUAAAGAUCACGAUAGAAGAGAGUGACACCUAGUGGUAGGAGAAUGACGGGGUAUUCGUUUUGGUGCCCGGAACAAAUGAGAUUUCAAAAAGUGGUUAAUUGGAACCCUGUGUAACAUGACUGCCACACAGAUUUAUUUGCCAAAGCAUUAAGACUGCCCAAGCUGUGAAGAAUUUUACAUCAAGCAAUUUUACAUAAUCUCUACAAUUAGAGACUUUGUGAACUGAUCUGUGGUGGAGCAUAUUGUUUUAAAUGUGUGAGGGAAGCAGUCUUUGGUGUAAACAGUCCCAUUUUGGUGGGAAUGUCUUUCAUUUGUUCUGAGUGAAAGGAGUGGUUGGGUUGCUGCAUUCCCUAAUUCACUCUGUGUGAGCCGAGAGUUGAAUUGCUGUUCUGUGAUGGGGAGCAAUCCUCUUUCUUUAGCUCACAUAUAGGCAUAUACAUAGGCAGAUCUUAUUGAUAAUGAUAAUGAUGAGGUGGUGAAUAUCUGAAGUUGCCCAUUCAAAACCAGGCUGAGAGGGUCACAAUAAUUUUACACAGCAACCCUGUCUGAUAUUGUGCUGCUAUUUAAUAGAUAAAAUCUAAAUUUGGAGCGAUCUUAUUUUUAUGCUGAGCAGAAUAGAGUUGCAGUGUUGCCUGCCUGGGCACCAUCCUAUGGUAAAAAGGGUUCUCAAAAGUUUGAAAUUGUGUACCUGUCUGAAGCAGUUGUAUGUGGGAGAGUAAUGUUAAAAGCACUUUGGAAGAAACCAGAGAGAUGAAUUCCUUGGCUAUGGAAAAAUUAUCUGAAUGCAUAUCUUGCAGAAUCCAAACCUCACUUGCAGGAGGUCCAGGGAGAAAGGCAGAGAAUAAGUCAUCAGGUAUCAGAAUGAUGAUGUACUCUAUGAAGCUUAAAACUUGAAGGUUUGGAUUCAGUAAAACAAGGUAAUAAUUUUUAAAAUCUCAGCCACAGAAUUCUGAAGAAUUCUAAUAGAAAAUGGAAACAUCAGAAGAAGUUUGGGAUGAGUGUGUAAUUCUUAUAGUGGCUGGCUAAAGAAUGUGAAGUCCCUAUAUGCUAAAAUAAAAGAAUAUGGAGGGUGGGGGUUAGUAGUGAAUUGAGACUGAAAAAAGAUAGGUGGAAAUUUAUGUCAUAGCACCUGAUGUCUAAAGUUUAAUAUUUUAUAUUAUUAAUGUGUAUAACUUUAUUAAUUGAAUUUUAAAUCUUUCAUUAAAAUUAUGUUUUUAACAUCAUAAUGCAGUUUUUUAGUUUGCAUCCUAGUUUUUUCACAAAAAGACUGUAAGGGUUUGCAUGUCUUAACUGUAUAAUGAAUGAUACUUUAGAGCCCCUGUGAACCUAAACACUCGUAGACCUGCUAGAACAAGAAAGCUGUGCAAUAAAGCAAAUACCAGCACUUACUUUAUUUCUGUUGGUUUAAGAAUACUUUACAGUCCAGCUAAGAAUACAACACAACAAAAAUACAGACAACCUUUCUUCGUCCUUUUCAUGGCAUUUUCAUGUGUUGGAGUUACCAGUUCUGUUACAGAGCCUCUUUUUUUUAUACUUAAGUAUAAAAGGACCCUUUAUAAGGGCAUGUAGGGAGUGAUAGGACAAUGGUAAUGACUUUAAAACUAAAAGAGGGGAGAGUUAGAUUAUAUUAGGAAGAAAUUGUUCCCCAUGAGGGUGGUGAGGCCCUGGAACAGGUUGCCCAGAGAAAUUGUGGAUGCCCCAUCCCUGGAAGUGUUCAGGGCGAGGUUGAAUGGGGGCUUGGAAUCAACCUGGGGUAGUGGAAGGUGUCCUUGCCUACAGCAGGAAGGUUGGAAGUAGAUAAUCUGUAAGGUCUCUUCCAAUCCCAGACUUCUGGGAUUCUUCAGUGUCUAUUGACUGCUCCCUUUAGGAGGAUUUUCUGGUUUAUUAUUGUGGAAGUCACAUUGCACUGAAACAAGUCAGAGAAAGUUCUUGAACUGAGGGUUUUGGUACUUAUAACUAAGUGAUCCUUUUCAGCCUAAAGGUAGAGUUGCUGUAUGUGGUUGUAAAUUUUGUUGAAGUGAAAUUAAUAUCAGUCCUGUUGGGCCUUCUUACACAGCCUUAUCCACAAACCACAAUUUAGAAAAAUUCCGUCAGCUUCCAUAGUGGUUGGAUUGGGUCACAGAGUUUGCUGCUGUGCAUUUGGAAAAAUUGCAUAACAGGAUUUUGGGUGAAUUAUUUGUUUGCCAAGGUGACUGCUAGGGACUUGGCUCUGCUUUCUUGUUGAACAAGCUUAUUUGAGGAGUGGUGUUCGUGUCACCUUUCUGAAGCUUUUUUUUUUUAAACCCAAGCAACAAAAACCCAAAUCAGCAAACUGUGGUGGGGAUAAUGGUGUUCAGUUGAUUUGGUUUGGUUUUUAAGUUUUUUUAAAGAUGUCUGAUCUGAGACGUGCUUGUCCAGUCAUCUGGUUCUUACAUCUUCAUACAACAUUCAUACAUCACAGUUUGUGUUUUCCUCCAUUUCUAGCCUAUGUUUUUUUUUCCAAAACUUCUCAUUGUUCCCCCUUGAACCCACCAUUUUAAAAUUUUUAUUCUUACUUGCAGUACUGGUCAUGAUCUUGGAGUCACAUUACCACUGUGACAUUUUUGUCUAGUAGUGUUAGGCCUAUCUUCCACUAAAUAUCCAUGUGCAAAUCUUUCAGAGUGUUUUUGUGUUUUCCUGAUAACAUGGAUUAAAUAUUGAUGUGAUAUGUAGUUAUAAGAAACCUUCUUUAACCUCAGGGAGACUCCCCCUUAAAGUGAAUUUAAAAGUAUUAAGCAAACUUAAGUAUGCUCUUGUACAAGAUAAUGUUUGUUGAAAAGCAUCUUUACACUGUACAUAAAUAAAAGUAUUUUAUUGAA